AUGGCAACCAUCGAAGCACAGGACCUCAGAGAAAGAAUCGGGCGCUUUCGAGUUCUGAUCAUGGGGAGAGCAAACGCAGGCAAAACGACCAUCCUUCAAAAGGUCUGCAACACCACGGAUCAACCAGAUAUAUACGAUACCAAAGGAAAAAAGAUCGAUGCUGCCAUCGUGCAAUCAUCAAUCAAGCGUGGAAAUCACGAUAUCACCAACGAGAUGGUGUUCACAAGUAAUCCCACUUUCGUCUUUCACGACUCGUGCGGUUUCGAGGCAGGGUCUGAAGAAGAAUUCGAGAACAUGAAGAAGUUUAUCUCAGAUCGCGCACAUGCAACGAAAUUAGAGGACCGAAUUCAUGCUAUCUGGUAUUGUAUUCCGAUGGACGACCAUUGGCGAACAUUUCAGCGGUCAGAAGAGAAGUUUUUUCAGGAGUGCGACACAGGGCAUGUUCCUGUGGUCGCGGUGUUCACCAAGUUCGAGGCUUUGCGUCCAGUCGCGUAUGGUGAUAUCAAGAAACAGCUACUAGGGAUAUCGGGCGAAGAGCGCUCAAAGAGGAUUGCCGAGCGCGUUGAGGAACUGUUCAGUAGGACAGGAGUCUUGGAUCGGUUGUACAACCCCGAAAACCGUGCGCGUCCCAAGUCCUAUGUACGCUUGCAAAAUAUGAACAAACAGAAUACAAACUGCGACGCUCUACUGGAAAGCACCACUCUCGCACUGGACAACGAAGAAUUACGGUUGUGCUUGGUGUCGACACAAAAAUCGAACCUGGAGCUUUGCAUCAAGUGGGCCAUCGCGUGA
This is a messenger RNA of Suillus fuscotomentosus, 792 nucleotides long. RefSeq names its product GTP-binding protein. The coding region runs from base 1 to 792 and encodes 263 amino acids. The transcript has 6 exons. NCBI's taxonomy places the organism in Eukaryota, Fungi, Basidiomycota, Agaricomycetes, Boletales, Suillaceae. The record is from RefSeq and is a predicted model, not a curated record. Gene Ontology annotation, molecular function: GTP binding.